This is a messenger RNA of Dibothriocephalus latus, 465 nucleotides long. The record is from the annotation of a GenBank genome assembly. NCBI's taxonomy places the organism in Eukaryota, Metazoa, Platyhelminthes, Cestoda, Diphyllobothriidea, Diphyllobothriidae.
AUGCGAUCAAAUGUAACAGGCAGAAAAGCGAGUCAAGUUGGCUUUUUGUUUUUGGGAUUUCACUUGAUUAACAGAUUGACCAACAUCGAUGGGGUGGACGGACUGUGCUCUCCGCGUCAGGUUGAUCACUUUCUCUUUCUUGGCUGGCCCGACUACGAUGUUCCAAGCUCCGCGGUCGGUUUUCUCACCUUCCUUGAUGUUGUUAAUCAGCAUGUUGCCCGUCUUCACUCUACCAACCGUGACUCCAUUCCUCCACUCAUUGUACACUGCAGCGCUGGCAUAGGACGCACAGGUACAUUUACCUCCAUCGACAUCGCACUAGAGCAAGCCAAAGAGGAACGCGUUGUCGAUAUUCGAGGUAUUGUGGCUAGAAUGCGCUGCCAACGAGCCUGCACCGUGCAGACCGCCAAGCAGUAUGCCUUCAUCCAUCAAGCGGUUUACACGCGCCUCGCAUCCGACAGCUAG